Molecule: messenger RNA, 1945 nt
Organism: Cannabis sativa
Lineage: Eukaryota; Viridiplantae; Streptophyta; Magnoliopsida; Rosales; Cannabaceae
Product: UPF0481 protein At3g47200
Exons: 2
Coding region: 301-1929 (542 amino acids)
Source: RefSeq, a predicted model, not a curated record
AUAAAAGAAGAAGAAAGGUCCAUAAGAGAAUAAACCAUCAAAGUAUGAAUAGAAUAGAACAAUAUAUACCUAAAAAGUAGUUUUGGUUUAGCUAAAUUAAUUCCCAACCUAAAAGGCUAAAAGGGUCCAUUUUUUGAAUGUGACUUUUAUAUAAAUCCAUUUGAGAUCAUAAAUUCAUAAAUAAAAAUAUCUAUAUAUAAAUAUACCUUUGUUUAUUAGUCAUAAACAAACACAUAACACUUUUUCUUCUUCUUCUUUUUUCUUCUCUAAAUCUAAAUCUAAAUCUAUAGACACUAAAAGAUGGUUGCAGUGUUUAACAAAGAGCUAUUGAGUUGGUACUUAAUAACUCUCAAACUUAGAGAAACUGUAGAAUCUGGUGUCACAACAUCAACAACAGCAACAACACCAAACUCAUCAAAAGCUAUUGAGUUAUUUUCUCAUCAAAAUUCAGUCCAAAAACAGGAGCAAAAACCAAGUGAAUCACUCCAAGUUGUGUUGAAAAAUGAAGAUGGUGAUGAUGUUGAUCAUAACAUUGAAGAAGGGCUUAAAUCACCAGACUCUGAAUGGGUGAUUUCAAUCAUAGAAAAGCUUGAACAAGCACAACAAGAUGACUUUGUUGGUUCAUGGGCAAAACUAUGUAUUUACAAAGUUCCACACUACUUAAGAGAAGGAGAUGACAAAGCUUAUUUCCCACAAAUUGUGUCAUUGGGUCCUUACCAUCAUGGCAAGAGACGCCUUCGCCAAAUGGAUCGCCACAAGUGGCGAUCGCUUCAUCAAUGCCUUAAGAGAACAAACCAAGACAUAAAAUUGUACCUUGAUUCAAUCAAAGAGGUUGAAGAAAAGACUAGAGCUUGUUAUGAAGGUACAAUCACUCUUAGUAGUAAUGAGUUUGUUGAGAUGAUGGUACUUGAUGGUUGUUUUGUUCUUGAGCUUUUUCGGGGUGCUGCUGGUGGUUUUAAGCAUCUUGGUUAUCCUAGAAAUGAUCCAAUCUUUGCUAUGCGUGGCUCCAUGCAUUCCAUUCAAAGGGAUAUGAUCAUGCUUGAGAAUCAACUUCCACUUUUCAUACUUGAAAGAUUGUUGGGCCUUCAACUUGGUCAUGAUUGUCUUGAUCAUAAAGGACUAAUUUCGAAAUUGACUUUGCAAUUCUUUGACCCUUUAAUGCCAACAGAUGAGCCAUUGUCUAAGAGUGAUAGAACCAAGCUUGAAUCAUCUAUGGGACACAACAACAACAACAACAACAACAGCAACAGUGGCGGUCUGCAUUGUCUCGAUGUAUUUCGAAGAAGUCUGUUGCGAAGAGGGCCUCAACCCGAGCCUCGAGUUUGGAUGAAACGCUGGUCUCAUGCUCACCGAGUUGCAGACAAGAGAAGACAACAAUUGAUACAUUGUGUCACUGAACUAAGAGAAGCUGGUGUCAAAUUCAAGAAAAGAAAAACAGAUCGAUUUUGGGACAUCAAAUUCAAGAAUGGGAUUCUUGAAAUUCCUAGACUUCUAAUACAUGAUGGAACAAAAUCACUCUUCCUAAACCUCAUUGCCUAUGAACAAUGUCAUUUCGAUUCAGGUAAUGACAUUACUUCUUAUGUGAUUUUCAUGGACAACUUGAUCAACUCACCUGAAGAUGUUGGUUACUUACAUUAUUGUGGGAUCAUAGAACAUUGGUUGGGGAGUGAUUCUGAGGUUUCUGAUUUGUUCAAUAGGCUUUGUCAAGAAGUGGUUUUUGACAUAAAUGACAGUUAUCUUUCGAGGUUGUCUGCUGAUGUAAAUAAGUACUAUAAUCAUAGAUGGAAUGCUUGGAGAGCUAGCUUGAGACAUAACUAUUUUAGUAAUCCUUGGGCUAUAAUUUCAUUUGUUGCAGCUGUUGUGUUGUUGUUACUUACUUUUGCUCAAACAUUUUAUGGUGUUUAUAGCUUUUAUAACCCACCAAAUUAACUAAAGAUGUUUUUUU